CGACUUCAGUGUGUGGACUGUCUGUCUGUGUGCAGGGAACCUCCGGUGAAGACACUCACCCGUAAGGUUUGACAGUGUAUGGAGAGAGGAUGGAAUUCCAGGCACGCCGACACUCCUCUUCUUUCAUCCCCGUCCUCGUCCUCCUGCUCUCUGCCGCUCUGUCCCUGCUGGGUACCCUGAACGCCUUCAAACUGGUGGCCCGCGGCUCCAUGACCCACAAUGACAUCACCGUGGCGGCCAUACUAAACAUCACCGCCCAAGUCUGCAAAGCGCUGGCACAGCAAGAGGGGAGAGAUUUUGUUCUAGCGGAAGAUUCACUGUCAGUGCACAGCCUGUCGGAGGCCUGUCUCUUCACCGAUUCGGUGAAGUCGUACCAGACGGCCAUCGCGGUCAUCAGUAGCCGUAACGCCUGGGUGGACCUCCGCCACGUGCUGGACGAGGAGUACCACUUCGACGACGAGAGCUUCGUGCGGGGCCGGCGGCUCAUCACCAGGGGCCUGGUGGCUGCCAAGGCCAACAUCAAGCAGGGGAACUACCGCUCGGCACAGCUGGCCGCAGGGGAGAUCAUGCAUACCCUACAGGACUUCUAUAGUCACAGCAACUGGAUUGAACUGGGAAACAUGAAUGCUUUCCCUACACUUAUACGGGCAGACCUCGACUUUGAUAACAUUGCAGACAUCAACAUGCCCACGUGCCGAAACUGUGAAGGUGACAACUGUGAUAACAACAUCCUGGAGAGUGUCCUUGCUGAGCAGAAGAUAACCUCGGGAUACUUCAGUCUGACCUCCUCGUCGAAACCCAAUGGAAAAUGCAGCCACGGCACCGACGCAGACCGGACCAGCAAGACAGAUCCGCGUGGCGGCAUCAACAAAGACGCGGUGGAUGCGGAGCACGGCAGCCUUCACCCGCAGGCCGCCCAGGUGGCCAUCACCGCCACCAGCCAGCUGCUGCAGGACAUCCGAGGGGCAGCGGGGGACGCAGACUUCCUACGUUUCCUGGGUAUCUCCAGGUCCUCCACCUCUUCUGGCGUGGUCCUCUGCUUCGUGAUUGACACCUCCGCAGGCACGGCUGGCGUCCUGGCAGAGCUGAAGACUCUGGCCUCCUCCAUUGCCAGCAGCCAGUCUGACGGCAACAAUAAGCCAGACAUCUACAUAGUCGUGCCCUUCAAUGAAACAGGUUAUGGCCCGCUGAAGAAGACGACAAACUCUGAUAAAUUCAUAUUUGAAAUCAACUCGCUAUCUGCCAGUGGAGCAGUACGAAACAGUUCUGAGCCAAGACAAAGCCUGUCUGCACUUUUGCUGGCUCUAACUGAGGCUCCAUCGAGUUCUGAGAUCUUCGUCUUCAGCAGCGGCCCACCAGGAGACAUCUACUUGAAGAGCACCUUGACAGCUCUCAUUGAGAACUCCAAGUCAGUGGUGAACUUCCUGCUGACGAAUCUGAGCAGCGAUGUGGCGUCCGCUGACCUGUAUCGCAGCCUGGCCCGGACCUCUGGAGGACAGGCCAUCGAGAUCACAGAGAAAGAGUUUAGCCAAGCGGUCACCGUCGUCACGGACAGCCUCACUUCAGCUCGGGCAACCCUUCUUCAGGUCGUCAGGGACCAGGGAGCCCCAGAGACGUUUGAUUUCACCGUAGACUCCUCUGUCAGGACGCUACUUGUGUAUGUCACGGGGGACUCCUUGACGUUCAACAUUACGACUCCCACAGGCGUUGGUCAAAAGAGUGAAGAGUCUGUCGGACAUUUGGGAACAAUCCAGAAGGUGGGGAACUUCCACACUGUGAGGCUGACCUCACCUGUUACGACUGGCCAAUGGCACGUCGGCGUGAAUUCCUCCCAGCCGUACACGCUCAAGGCCAUUGGUGAGAGUACAAUAGAUUUCUUCUUUGACUUUGUGGAGGUGUUCCAAUUUCCUGAGCCGGGAUUCACAUCACUCCACAGUAGGCCACGGGCUGGAGGCAAUGCUUCUCUGUCUGUGUCCGUGACAGGGGGGUCCUCUGUGAAGGUGACUGCGGUGACACUGUUUCGGGUAUCGGGUGGCACAGACACGGUGCAGGGUGUGCUGGGGGAGCAGACAGACACUGGGGACUACCUGGUGGCCCUCGACAGACUUCCAGACGGCCCUUUCUACCUGCAGGUCCGAGGGGAGAACAGCAGCACUUCAAAGGCCUCAGACAGGGUCUUCCAGAGGCAGUCCUCCACACAGCUCAGGUCCUCCACGGUGGCCAUUACGGCUCAAGAAAGUGGCGACUGGACACCCGGCACCAACUUCACCGUUGACUUCACCGUGUCCUCCACCAGCAUCAGCACCAGCACAGGCAGCAGUGGCAACACCGUCACCGUUCGACACACGAACAACCGCGGCUUUGCCAUGGCCUACCCCGGCAGCCUAGCCUUGGGGUCUGGGGGGCAGGCUGAGGACAAGGGGACGCUCUCUGCCCCCUCCGACACCCCCUCGGGCACCGCGGUCACUCUCGUCAUCGAGGCUGACUCUUCGACUCGCACCAGUGACUCCAAUUACGUAGUGAUGGACCUGACGGUCACGGCCGAGGAAACGGACGUCACGCCCCCAGAAUGCCAGCCGGUGACCGUCAACGCCAGCUGCAGCAGCAGCGACGACGACAACAACAGCAGCAACUGCACACUGCUAACGUGGGACUUCACGGCGGUGGUGAGCGACGGUCUCCACGGCAGCGGCGUGGAUCGCGUGUCGGUACGAGAGGCCAACGGGACCCUCAACACCACCUCCCUCCCGGGGUCUGGGGGAUUCAAUGUGACCAUGGCCUCCUUCACCACCUCCUGCUGCGUUCAGGAGGUGGUGCUGGUGGCAGUGGACGGAGUGGGGAACGUUGGGAUAUGUCUCGUCCGCUCUGGUGGUGGUGCCGAACACUUGCAGGGUAGAGUCUGGCUGACGGCCUGGGUUAGCAUGAUGGGCGUCAUUGUAACCAAAGCCCUUUACAGCUAG
Molecule: messenger RNA, 2960 nt
Organism: Engraulis encrasicolus (European anchovy)
Lineage: Eukaryota; Metazoa; Chordata; Actinopteri; Clupeiformes; Engraulidae
Product: von Willebrand factor A domain-containing protein 7-like
Exons: 16
Coding region: 90-2960 (956 amino acids)
Source: RefSeq, a predicted model, not a curated record